GCCCGGCUCUCCCUCCGCCCUCUCUGUGUAUCCCGGCAGCCGGGGUGGCGGCCCAGCGCCUUCCUCCUCCCCCCUCGCCGCUGGCCCCUCCCCUCUCCCCUCUCUCCUGCAGGUAGUGAGCUCCGUACGGGGACAGUGAGAGGAUGGGGUCGGCUGCGUUGCUGUGCCUACUGGCGGCUCUGCCCUGCCUGCUGGAGGGACGGGUGGUGCCGGAGGCUGAGGAUGGCUUCGCUGAGUGCAAUGAGUUCUUCUACCAGAGCAGCCCUCCCCAGGGAUUCGCCGACCCUGCCAACGCCAAGAUCUGCCAGAGACACAAUGGGGACAAGCACUUCGCUACGCUGUACAGCACCAAGGACAAGAUCCCCGUCUAUUCCGCCUUUAUCUAUAGGGAGGAUGCUGCCAGCGCUGGGGGCAAUUGGCUGGUAGAGCCCCAGCUGGACGAUGCAGGGAGCAGUCUGGAGGAAGGGACCAGCAGCGCUGACAUUUCCGACCCCAUUGAAAAUCUUGGUACAAACCAGGCCUUGGAAGGAGACUAUGGUUCUUCAGAUUACCAACCUGGACCACUGUAUCAUAAAGCCCCAAACACCCUUACUAAUAACGUCCCUUUAACAAAGAGCUUCCUGGAUAAGUGGGCCUCGGAAGUUGACCAACUCGUUAAAGACCGCUUGCUUCCUCACUGUGGCAACGGAGAGGGCCUGCAUCUCAUUGUUGGAGCUGUACCUUCUGACGUGAAAAUAAACGACAAAGUGUCCGUUCCAGGGGCCGUGUGGCUGGCAGCGUGCUGUAGCGCCCCCGAGGCCUGGUCUAUUGGAAUCAUCAAGAGAACUGAGGAUGUAGAUAGUCUAGAGGAUGUGAGCGUGGCUGAACUGGAGAAGAAACUUCUUGGAGGAGCAAAUUUGUUCUCCAGCCAAUGUGGAGGAGGAGCUGGCCAUCCCGAGCAGAAAGAGGUCUCAGAAGCCCUGACUGAUUCCGAGCCCCAAGCUAAAGCCUCUGGACCCUUUUUUAGAUUUAUUCAGUUCCUUGUGUGCAUUGUGUAUGAAUUAGUGAAAAGUCUGUUGUGUCUGGUGUGGUUCCUUGUCAAGCAGAUCUGUAACCUGGUGUUUGGAAGAGUGUACUGGAUCUGGACCGCAGUAACCACCUAUAUUUUUGCAUUGUGCAAAGUUCUCCUGAACAUUCCAUGUGAUGUUCUCCGGGUGUUUGCCAAUGUUGUCUGUGGCUUGGCGCGGAUCCUUGACAAUAUCUGUUCCGUGGUGUGUCUUGUACUAAGGAUACCGAUGAGGUUCCUCAGUGACAUGGCCAGCUUCCCAUACUAUACCCUCUGUGCCAUUCCCAGUGUUGGUUUAGACAUCUUAGGUGGCAUCUUGGGGGUCUUUGCAUUAGGCUUCACUGCCGUGUUUGGGGCUUUUGGUGGAUCAUUCUCGGUUGCAUCAUUUGCAGGCAGCAGCAUUUUCCAGAGGUUUGUAGGACAGUCUGAGGGAUACGAAGGCUGAUCGGUGAUAGAGCAUCAGAAUUUGGCCAAUAAUGUUGACUGAUUAUUUUGUGCUGGCACUUUACUGAAAGUCAUUUGUAUUUCCCGUGGGAUCCAUACCGAUUUACCUUUUGUUUCUGUCAUGUAGAUCUACGUUUUGUAUCCACGAGAACCUCUUUAGAUGGGACGCUGGCUUUGAGUAAAUUGUCCAGGAAGGGGCAGCUGCUUUGGCUCUUAUCUGGGUUAUGGUGAUUUGGGGACUCUUAGGUUGGGGUAUACUUAGGCACUUUGGCAAAAUCACUGGUGGGGUCAUGUUGAAGGGCAAAGCGGGUAUUUUCUUUCCUCUCAUUAACUCUUCAGUAAAUGUCCGAUACAAAACGACCCAGUACAGAAGAAUUUGAUGUCUCUAGACCUUCCCCAUCAGCAGCUGAAUAACAGAAAUAUUGAAUUGUACUCCCAUUAGAGCUCGCAGUUGUACGGAUUCAGGCUAGAGAGUAUUCAAGUCUAAAUAUAGGAAAUUAAUGACUUUGUAGGUACCUUGUUGAUGCGAGGGAUUGGACUUCAUUUACAAAGUCACAGCCUUUAAUCCAGGAUAAAGAUGGUGUGUGCCAUAGGGCAGUCUAAUCCACAGAGCCAAUGACACAGGGAGGGCAAAUUAGAUAUAGACACCGGCUCUGGGUGUGACCCUUUUCUAUAUAGGGGAGCAAAGACCCCAUAGAGUCUAUUGUAUUUUAAAGGUUUGGGACUCCCUCUACCUGAUUGAGUUAUAAUAUAUUGAAUUUAAAAUACAAACAUAAAACCCUGAUGCCCUUGAAUAUUCCUACAAAUUAUCAUUAUUACAUAGGAUACCUAUGCUGGCCCAUGUGGCAUUAUGAUUAUUAUGUUAGGGCAUUAUAAUAAAAGGGGGGUGUCUGGCCGGCCAGCCUGCGGAGACAAUAGCAGCUUAGGGAAGCCUGAAAGUGCAGGAUGAGCCAGUAUCACAUUCAUAGACACUAAAGGGAAAAAUAGGAAAAGGGAACAUUUUAAUAAAGGGCAGUGGGGUGAUCCCAUUACACUGGGAGGGGGGUAUUCAAUUUCGAGAAAACCAAAAAGUGUGAAAAAUGUUGACUGCUAGUAACUGGGCCCCUUAAGGUUUAGUUCUCCUUGUGCCAUGUGAGUUCCUCUAAGGUUUUUCGGGUCAUAGUUGUGUAACCAUGUCCGUAGGGUUCUACCAAUCCCAGGGGCCAGGGAGCCAUUGCUUCUACCAUUCCUCCCUUACUCCCAAGUAUUUGUGGGAAAUAUUUUCUAUGUCGUUACCCAAGUGCUCCCCCCAUGUCCCCUAUACCAUGUCUCGGGAUAGCUGGGCCGCUUCCUAACUUUUUAAUACCUUCGUCCCGUUUUCCUUCAUAAGUCGUAGGUCACUUUAGUUGAGCUCUAAAACUGUAGUAGGACGUUCCAUUCCCAGUAAGUGUCCAUCUUCCAUGUACAGAGAAUACAGCAUGGAGCCGCGGAACCGAUAUAGUCUUGGUUUGGAUCACUGCUUGUCGCCUUAUGGACUUCUUCAUUUUUAUUUUAUAUAUUUUGCUGAUUGUUAUUUUUUUUUUUCUUUGAAUAAUGUGUACCUUUGUUCUGUAUUGCACUGAUGAGAAGAGAACAAGUGGAAUUUUUACUGAAUUUAUUGAUAAAAUGCUGAUGUUGUAUUAAUAUUAAAAGGAUGGGGGGAGGGGAUCUGAUUUGCAAAGGGAUUGGGUGUAUUAAUGCAUUGGACCAGGUUUCCCUGCCUUAUUUAUUGUGCUUUCAUUGUAUGCAGCCAGUCUAUACAGCAGUCCCCUUUCUGCAUGCCAUAUGGGUUUGCCCUGGAUAGAUGCCCCAGCCUUUUCUGUUAGAUGUGUGACUUACCUAUAUAGAUGCCCUUUCAUUGGCAGCCGUAGGCUUCUCAUCCAUCCUCUCUUACUUCAAGCAUGGGCACAGACUCGUCAUCUCACAAAACCAUAUCUCAUGGGGGCUCAUCCUGGAAACUAAGGACUGAAUUGUAUCCAGAAGCUCUGGCCCAAGAUUGGGUCUUUGUGUGAAUGGCCAGGCCCACUAUACAGGUACAUUAUGGCCUAUGAUAACAUGCUUGUAUGGCACAAUAAAAAGAUUAAGGAAGGUUUUGGCCAGACGGACUGAGAAAUUAGCAGACAAGGCUAAACCUACAGGCUGAUGUAGUAACACUUUCUUGGAAGAUAGUAACAAUAAGGAAACAUUCUCUCUUUUAGUAUUUUCAUUAGAUAAAUGGAAAAUAAAAAUAAUAUAGUGGUCCUAGUUUGCCAUUCAAACGUCUAUGGAGAUGUUGGGUGGGCUGCUGGACACCCAACCUUGGUUUGGACAUUUUGGAGAUUCCCAGCCAAGGGGCAGUUUACCUUCCCUUAGGUUUCUUAAAUUGUACCCCACUAAUAAUGACAUUCCUCUGUUUCAGUUUUCUAAAAUGUAUGUUACCCCCCACCCCAAAGUGGCUCAGUCAGCCUGGAUUUCUCCCCCCUCCAGCCCCUACUGAGCAUGCUCCCUGAAGUCUGUUACCCAGCCGCUGUUACAAUGAGAUGCAUUAGGGGGCGCCAUACCUCUGAGCCACUUAUGUUUGAGAUUGUACUGACACCCUGAUUUUCUGAGCUGAUUUUCACUGACUGGGUCACUCUGGUGCUGGGGGUCCAACUCCCUCCCUUUCAUGAAAGCAGCCCCUGAGCUGCCUACAGGAAUUUCAAUGGGUUUCCAAUACAGUAUAACAUUUGUGGUUAGGUGGGCUCCAGGUCUAGCAACCAAUCAGCAGGGAGCAUGAACUGGUCUGCUAUGGGUUAACAGAACCUUCCACCUGUUAUUCCAUAACCCCUUUUGUAUUACAUAUGUAUUUUGAUUGGGUGUUAGUGCGUUUCCAUGGCGGCCUGCAAGUCACCCAAGCGGUUGGUCGCCUGAGGCCGGACUGUUCGCUUACAUUACUGUCAGUAUUGCUUGCUUUGUUUACUCACCGCCAUUGGUUUUAUUUUGUCAUUUCUUAAAGAUCCGGAUGGAAGCUUUUAUGCUGUGCACAUUUUCUCAAACAAUAAAUUAGAAUUUGCGUACCUUCAUUAAAA
Molecule: messenger RNA, 4554 nt
Organism: Xenopus tropicalis (tropical clawed frog)
Lineage: Eukaryota; Metazoa; Chordata; Amphibia; Anura; Pipidae
Gene: endod1
Product: endonuclease domain containing 1
Exons: 2
Coding region: 144-1490 (448 amino acids)
Molecular function (GO): metal ion binding; nucleic acid binding; hydrolase activity
Source: RefSeq, a predicted model, not a curated record